Messenger RNA from Eruca vesicaria subsp. sativa (arugula), 894 nucleotides. The record is from the annotation of a GenBank genome assembly. NCBI's taxonomy places the organism in Eukaryota, Viridiplantae, Streptophyta, Magnoliopsida, Brassicales, Brassicaceae.
AUGGUUUCGCAGAUAGUCUCGUGUUUAUCUAACUCUUCAUCUCCUUUCUGCAUCUCCGGUUCCAGGAGUUUAAUUCCGCUGAAGACAUAUAACUGUGCCGGUUUGAACCGGUUUUCUCCGGGAUUUGCUAACCGCCGGUUAUCUACGGUUAGUAGAAGGAAAUGGAGACCCGCGAGCAUUUUCAACUCUGGGAAAGAACCUGGAGGAGACGGAAAGUUACAAGGAGGAGGUAGGUCUGAUUGGGCGAUACUUGAGAGAUGGGAAGUUCCAUGGGAGUGGCAGACAGUUUCGUUAACUUCUUUUGCUUGUGUAUUAAGUUUUGUUUUGACAGGAUUAACUGAGAUGGCAGCCUUACCAUAUUUAGGAAUCGACGUUGAAAAGCUUAGCUUGGACGAGAAGGCUGAGAUUUUAUUCCUUGAUCAAGGCAUAACAACUGCAGUGAUACUUGCUGUCAUAUUCACCGUUGCCAAAACCUUCGAGCCACUUCCUGAUGACAUUUUCCGCUAUGGUACUUACUCUUUGAUGCAGCUUCUCCCAUUAAUUGGAUCCUCAAACAUAAGCACCUUAAGCUUAGUGGGUAUAACUGGAAUCCUUGCUCCACUUCUUGAGGAGACCGUGUUUCGUGGAUUCUUCAUGGUCUCGCUUACCAAAUGGACCCCGACACCAAUAGCAAUCAUCAUAAGCUCAGCUGCAUUUGCCCUUGCUCACCUCACACCCGGUGAAUUCCCACAGCUGUUUAUACUAGGAUCGGUUUUGGGAUUAACUUAUGCGCAAACUCGCAAUCUCAUUACCCCGAUGGUUAUACACGGUUUCUGGAACUCUGGAGUUAUUUUGCUGCUCACUUUUCUUCAGGUCCAAGGGUAUGACAUCAAGGAACUAUUGCAGGCAAGCUAG